Molecule: messenger RNA, 2631 nt
Organism: Podarcis raffonei (Aeolian wall lizard)
Lineage: Eukaryota; Metazoa; Chordata; Lepidosauria; Squamata; Lacertidae
Gene: BLVRA
Product: biliverdin reductase A
Exons: 9
Coding region: 456-1346 (296 amino acids)
Biological process (GO): heme catabolic process
Cellular component (GO): cytoplasm
Molecular function (GO): nucleotide binding; zinc ion binding; biliverdin reductase [NAD(P)H] activity
Source: RefSeq, a predicted model, not a curated record
CCUCCGCCGGCCCCGAAUUGCCAAUUCGGGAGGCGGCGCCUUGUGGCAGCGGCAGGAGGGACCUUCCCUGGAGUUGUGCAAGCGGCUGUGAGCAGCGCCAGGAGGCCAAGCAGGUUUUGUGAGUGCACCCCACACAGGGGAGCUGGCAGUUGAGUUGUGUAAGCAGUAUCUGCAGAAAGACAGAGGAGAGAAGGAAAAGGCAGAAAGAAGUAGUGAAUUCUUUGCAAAGCUGAGGCGUCGUCCUAAAUGCUGCUACCUGCAUCCUCUGGUGUUCUUUUUGCGCAGACCCAGGUGAAGGACUUUACUCCCCCUCCCCAGAACAAUCCAGGCAACAGGAAGACCAACUGAGGAAGUGAAGAGCACAGAGAGCCAUUGAUACAUGUCUGCUUGAGGAGGCAACUGGCAAAUUAAACUGAAAAGAAGUUGUCUUAUUGGUUGACGUUACAAGUUUUACCAUGUUUGGGACUGUGGUCGUUGGGAUUGGGAUUGCAGGAUCUGUGCGGAUCAGGGACUUGCUGAAUCCUUUGCCUUCCAGUCCUGCUGAGCAUCUCAGACUGUUGGGCUUUGUGUCUAGGAGACCUCUAGGUGAUGUUCAGAAAGUCAAGCAGAUAAGUCUACAAGAAGCUGUGGACAGCAAGGAGGUCGCUGCUGCCAUCGUCUGUACAGAUAACCAGAACCACAGUGAGACUGUCAGGACGUUCCUGGAGGCUGGGAAACAUGUCCUUGUUGAGUACCCUUUGGCGCUGUCUGCAAAGGAGGCACAUGAGCUGUGGGAGUUGGCAGAGCAGAAAGGCAAAAUCCUCCACGUGGAACAUAUUGAACUCCUGACUGAGGAGUACAAGCAGCUGAAGAAAGAGGUGGCAGGGAAGGAGCUUGUGAAGGGAACCUUGCACUUCACAGGUGGUGCAUUGGAUGAAGAACGCUCAGGGUUCCCAGCUUUUAGUGGGAUUGCUCGCCUGACUUGGCUAGUUGAUCUUUUUGGGGACCUCACUGUUGUCUCUGCCACGAGGGAAGAGCAGAAAGAGAGAAAUUACUCCAGAAUGACUGCACAGUUUCAGACUGCAAAAAAUAGGCCCCUGACUUGGAUUGAAGAAAGGGCACCCGGAAUGAAGCGGGACAAGGCCAUCAACUUCUGCUUCACCAGCGAGUGCUUGGAGAGUCUUCCCGAGGCCCCCCGCUCACAAGUUGGCAUCUUCAUGCAAGACCUGAUCCUCUUUGCCAAAAAGCUUUUGGGCCAGGCCUCCCAAGAGGAAGUGCUGGCCGAGAAGAGGCGGGUUCUGCUGUGUCUCAACCUGGCCGAAGAGAUUCAAAGGCUGUGUGAGCGGCCAGCGAACAUCUACUCUUGAAACUGCUUGGGAGUCGGGGGCUGGGCUGCUUAGAACUGCUGCUGCUGCUGCUCCUCCUCCGGAAAUGCUUCUUUCUUCCAUUCCCUUCUAACUUGCCAGACACUCCAUUGUGACCAGUAAGACUUUUCUAACAAUUUUGGGCCAGUCCAGGUUUCCCAUGUCCUUUACAGGUUUAAUUUAACCUGGCAAAAGUGAAUAGUGUACCACUUUUGGCUUGCCUUAGUGAAGGAGUUGGCAAAAUGUAGCCUUCCAGCCCUUCAGACCUUCUUUUCCUUCCCCAGGACAUCCCUUCUCCCUGGCCAUGUUCCUUCACCCCAGACCACCCCCCUGACUGGCCUGGCUUUGUGCCCUCCAUGAGUGCUUUUGCCUGGGUAGAAUGUGCCCUUGAAGCCUGGUAAUACUUCUUGCUUUGCUUGGGUGGAAGACAAGAGGCGUAUGCACAUGUGUUGCCUACUGUUCAGAGGUAAAAUACAUUUAUUUGCUUCCUCUACCUUUGGCCUUGCCCACCACUCGCAUGGGUCUCUUCUCUGAAAGCACCUUCUGACAACAGAACUACAGAUACGGAAAAUGACAGCCCUAUGUUGCCUUUUCCUGCCCCAGUCUACACAAUGUUUACUUGGACUUCAUUUGUGUUGUGUCUUCAGCCCACCUGUCUCUUUGGCUGUUGCUGGGAGGGCUGAGGGAAAGAGCCUCAAAAAUCUUGCUCUGCGUUACUGGAAGCAAGAGAACUUUCUAUUUGGCUGCUAUUUUCUGUAUCAUGUUUAGUUCUCACCCAUAUUAACUAGCUGACAGACAGGUAUAUGAGCUGCAGAACUACUUCCAUGAACUUAUGGCUCAGUUCUAACAUGGCUGGAGUUAAAAAUCUGCUCUCCAAGUGGGUUUUACACUUAAUUGCCUUAUGCUGAAUUGGAACUUGAGAUUUCAGACCUCAUGCUUUGAUCCAGCUCCUUUCUGAGACUGAUUCCAUCUUAACCUGCCAUCAAGCAAGUGGGUCUACUCCAUUUUUGUGAGGAGAGUGCCUCCACAUGCUGGUAGUGAUCAUAGCAGGUGACCUGCCUGUUCUCAGGCUCUUCUUCUAAUAGAAAUACCAGUUGUCACCAUGUAGAGGCACAUUUGUAAGAAUCACCACACAAAGUCGGUCAAGUUAGCCUUGCGAUGCUUCUGCUACAUCUUGUAUUUGGAGUGGCCCUUGGUCAUUUUCCUGUCCCUAGAAACGCACAAUAAACUCUGCUAAUAUUCAGUUUGAAUUUGAAUAUAUGCGGGGGGGGGGGGAGUCUGAGAAGAA